This is a messenger RNA of Myotis daubentonii (Daubenton's bat), 2347 nucleotides long. RefSeq names its product solute carrier family 37 member 4 (gene SLC37A4). NCBI's taxonomy places the organism in Eukaryota, Metazoa, Chordata, Mammalia, Chiroptera, Vespertilionidae. The coding region runs from base 424 to 1779 and encodes 451 amino acids. The transcript is spliced from 10 exons. The record is from RefSeq and is a predicted model, not a curated record. Gene Ontology annotation, molecular function: glucose 6-phosphate:phosphate antiporter activity. Gene Ontology annotation, biological process: glucose-6-phosphate transport; phosphate ion transmembrane transport. Gene Ontology annotation, cellular component: endoplasmic reticulum membrane.
UGCUUUUCAGCCGCGCGGAAAAGCGGAGGGGGGCGGGGGGCAGGCUGCGUGGCUCCGGGGCAGCUCGGCACUGACGCUGGAAGUCCGUGGGUGCGCACCCCGCUGCAGCCCCCAGCCAGCCCGACGGGAACCGCACCCGUACCUACCGGCGUCACAGGGUCAAGGGGACCGGAGGCCGCUGAGUGAUCCUACCACUCCAGCCCCUAGUGAGGCCUGCGGGGCGACACUGACACUGGGUUCUCUAGGAGCAGCCCCAGGCUUAAUGAUUGUCCAGAAGGUGGCUAUAAAGAGAGCCUGGGAGUCUAGGUGGAGGAGGGAGCAGAAAAAGCCCAGCUCAGCAGAUCUGGGCCCGGAGGGAGCUGCAGGCAGGAGCCGUGGUCAGAGGCUCCCUGUCCUGGCCAGCAGGGCUCGCUGGCUUCCACCAUGGCAGCCCAGGGCUAUGGCUACUAUCGCACUGUGAUCUUCUCGGCCAUGUUCGGAGGCUACAGCCUGUACUACUUCAACCGCAAGACCUUCUCCUUCGUCAUGCCCUCGCUGGUGGAGGAGGUCCCUCUGGACAAGGAUGACCUGGGGCUCAUCACCAGCAGCCAGUCGGCAGCCUACGCCAUCAGCAAGUUUGUGAGUGGAGUGCUGUCUGACCAGAUGAGCGCUCGCUGGCUCUUCUCGUCUGGGCUGCUCCUGGUCGGCCUGGUCAACGUGGCCUUUUCAUGGAGCUCCACAGUGUCUGCCUUCGCUGCCCUCUGGUUCCUCAAUGGCCUGGCGCAGGGCCUGGGCUGGCCCCCGUGUGGGAAGGUCCUCAGGAAGUGGUUUGAGCCAUCUCAGUUUGGCACUUGGUGGGCCAUCUUGUCAACCAGCAUGAACCUGGCUGGAGGGCUGGGCCCCAUCCUGGCAACCAUUCUGGCCCAGAGCUACAGCUGGCGCAGCACGCUGGCCCUGUCGGGGGCGCUGUGUGUGGCUGUCUCCUUCCUCUGUCUCCUGCUCAUCCACAAUGAACCUGCUGAUGUUGGACUCCGCAACCUGGACCCCACCCCCUCCAAGGGCAAAAAGGGCUCCAUGAAGGAGGAGAGCACCUUACAGGAGCUGCUGCUGUCCCCCUACCUGUGGGUGCUCUCCACUGGCUACCUGGUGGUGUUUGGAGUCAAGACUUGCUGCACUGACUGGGGCCAGUUCUUCCUUAUCCAGGAGAAAGGACAGUCAGCCCUUGUGGGUAGCUCCUACAUGAGUGCCCUGGAGGUCGGGGGCCUUGUUGGCAGCAUUGCCGCUGGCUACCUGUCGGACCGGGCCAUGGCGAAGGCAGGGCCGUCCACCCAUGGGAACCCACGCCAUGGCCUGCUGCUGUUGAUGAUGGCGGGCAUGACAGUGUCCAUGUACCUCUUCCGGGUAACCGUGACCAGUGACUCCCCCAAGGAUGUCGCUUUCUGGACUCUGGCUCUUCACCCUCUCGCUGCGCUCACAGGCUUUAAGGAGCACGAGCUCUGGAUCCUGGUGUUGGGAGCCCUGUUUGGUUUCUCCUCUUAUGGUCCCAUUGCCUUGUUUGGAGUCAUUGCCAAUGAGAGUGCUCCUCCCAACUUGUGUGGCACCUCCCAUGCCAUUGUGGGACUCAUGGCCAAUGUGGGUGGCUUUCUGGCCGGGUUGCCCUUCAGCACCAUUGCCAAGCACUACAGCUGGAGCACAGCCUUCUGGGUGGCGGAAGUGAUCUGCACAGCCAGCACAGCUGCCUUCUUCGUCCUGCGAAACAUCCGCACCAAGAUGGGCCGAGUGCCCAAGAAGGCCGAGUGAGAGGGCAGGUUCCAGAGCACCCUCUCGCAACUGGCUCUGCGCCCCACCGGCUGGAGGGGAGGGGCCUGCUCUGGCCGGCACUGCACCUCUGACUUCCUUCUGCUCCUUUCCCCUGGCCCAGGUGGCACUGGAAAUGAUCAAUGGCUAAUGAGAUUCCAGCUCCCUGUCCUCUGCUCUAAUUUAAAAGAUAACCUUUGUUCUAGGACUCCAUUAGCUUCUAUUUUCUGCCUUCAAACAGGAAACGCCUAUAGCCAGGGAGUCUCCUACACUCUUCUCUCCUGGGCCCUGCCUUGCCCCCAUCCUGUCCCGUCCGUCCCCACCAGGGGUGAGGCUCUCCUGCACCUGCAGGCCACCAUGACCCUGCCUUCUACCCUAAGGCCUCUCAGCAGGGGUAACUGCUACUGCCAGCUCCUCAGGGUCCAGGGGAAGAGAGACCCUCACUCUCACCAUUAUCCUGGGAACCACCCCUCCGCCCCCGCCCUCUGUAUGGGUGGGAGGGUAGGAAGACUUGUUAUAGGUUCAGCCAAUGACCCAGGUCCAAAAGAUUAAAGCUAGAUUUGAUACUAAA